Episyrphus balteatus (marmalade hoverfly) is the source of this 1546-nucleotide messenger RNA. RefSeq names its product solute carrier family 52, riboflavin transporter, member 3-A-like. The record is from RefSeq and is a predicted model, not a curated record. Bases 61 to 1356 code for a protein of 431 amino acids. Lineage: Eukaryota; Metazoa; Arthropoda; Insecta; Diptera; Syrphidae. Gene Ontology annotation, cellular component: plasma membrane. Gene Ontology annotation, molecular function: riboflavin transmembrane transporter activity. The transcript has 2 exons. Gene Ontology annotation, biological process: riboflavin transport.
UUCUAGAGUUUCUAGAGCGGUUAAUAACGACUGACCGAAUAAAAGAAUUCCUCUUCAAAUAUGCAAGAAAAAUCGUGGAAAAACUGUAAUAUUUUUAAAAAUCGAAAUUUAAUAGUAGAUUUACUUGUUAUAUUUUUCGGCAUUGGUACAUGGGUUUGUGUUAAUGGAACAUAUCUACAACUUCCGAUUCUGGUUAAAACUGCUCCUGAAUCAUGGAGUCUUCCAUCAUAUCUCAGCUUGGUUGUGCAAAUGGGAAAUAUUGGACCUAUAAUCUACACACUUGUUCAAAAACUCACAGGUGACAGAAUUAAAGAAUCAAUCUACAUCUAUGUACUCUUAACAACUGGAACAGUUUCAACAAUUUUGGCUGCAUUUUUCUACGAUCGGACAGCAGUGAUAGGCGAAACAGAAUACAGUGUAGCGCUGUACAUAUUCAUGUUCUGUUUCGCACUAACAGCAUGUACAAGUUCGGUGUUAUUUUUGCCUUAUAUGGGACGGUUUAAGGAGAUUUAUCUUAUCACAUAUAUUUUUGGUGAAGGACUAAGUGGAUUGAUACCAAGUGUGGUAGCUCUGAUUCAAGGAGUUGGUGGUAGCACUCAAUGUACUUUAAAUCAGACUGAAACAGGACCAGUCUGGGAGAAAUACACUCCACCGCCUCUAUUUGGAACAACAGAAUUCUUAAUAAUCGUUUUUGCAUUGAUGUUGUGUAGUUGUAUAGGUUUCUUAUUACUGGAUCGUUUACAAUUGGCUAAGAAAGAAUAUGCCAAUGUGAUCAACACAACUGGUAACUCUUAUACUUAUGAGAAAGAUGAUAAAAAUGCUGUUGAAGAGCUCAAACAAAUUUCAUCGUCCCAAUAUAAUUUCCUAUUGGUGCUUAUGACAGUGAUUGGAUUUCUGGCGAAUGGAAUGUUUACUAGCAUUCAAUCAUAUUCGACGAUGCCUUAUGGAAACCAAGCCUACCAUUUGACAGCAACUCUUGGUGUAAUAGCUAAUCCUGUGGCAUGCUUUUUGGCUGUCUUUCUUCCGCACACUAGUUUAAAGUCCAUUAUAUCCCUAUCAAGUAUUAGUGGCUUGUGUACAAUUUACGUACUUGUGACUGCUCUAAUGAGUCCUAAUCCAUUUUUGAUGGGAACUUGGUGGGGUAGCACUCUUGUUAUAGCUAUAUGGACCCUUCUGACAGGACUUAUAAGUUAUAUAAAACUUUGUAUCUUCACUGUGAUGCGCGCACAAGGAGGCAAGUCUCUAAUGUGGACGGGAGGCGUUAUGCAAGUCGGUUCUCUAGUUGGAUCAGUGUUAUUCUUUGUGCUAAUUAACUACACUAACAGUUUUAAGAAGUACGAAGAAACUUGCGGUUAACAAUUUAUACUCUUCUUAUUUUGAGAUUUUUUAAUGAAGCAUGUUAAUGGAAUUUAUCACUGCAGAAUUAUAUAAUGAUGUGAUGUGAUAAUUAUUAUUUGAAUUGAACUUUGUCAAAAAUUAUUGAAUAGAUAUAAUAAAGUGUUCAAAGUUUGUUUGUCGGUAACUAAUUUACAAUUAAAAUUUUGUU